Saccostrea cuccullata (small rock oyster) is the source of this 690-nucleotide messenger RNA. RefSeq names its product vesicle-associated membrane protein 4-like. Bases 129 to 557 code for a protein of 142 amino acids. The transcript has 7 exons. Gene Ontology annotation, cellular component: membrane. The record is from RefSeq and is a predicted model, not a curated record. Gene Ontology annotation, biological process: Golgi ribbon formation; vesicle-mediated transport. Lineage: Eukaryota; Metazoa; Mollusca; Bivalvia; Ostreida; Ostreidae.
UGCAUUCGCUACUUCCGGUGAUUAAUCAUCGACGUAAACAGAGUUUGUGGAAACAUACACUGCCUGUUUUUCGUAUUUAAUCGUUUCUUAGGAGUAUUUUCUAACAUGAAGAGCAACUAAAAUUUAGAAUGCCACCCAAAUUCGUCAGAAACCCAGCGGGUAGUGACUUUAGCCAAGCAAGGAGGGAAGAAAAGACAUCCUUGCUUGAUGCCCAGAGUGAUGAUGAAGAUUUCUUUUUAACAGGACCAAACGUGAGACCUGGAGGAAGUAAAAGUGACCCAAAGAUUGACAGACUGCAGAACCAAGUGAACGAUGUUGUUGAUGUCAUGCAGAGUAACGUGUCCAGAGUGUUGGAGAGGGGAGAUAAACUGGAAGAUCUACAUGACAAAUCAGAUAGUCUAGCAGGUAAUGCUGAUAUGUUCCGUAGCCGAGCAAGAGGACUUCACAAAAAGAUGUGGUGGAAAAAUUGUAAGAUGAAGUUAGCACUUGCUGUGAUAAUUCUCAUUAUCUUCCUUGUGAUUAUCAUUCCUAUUAUUGUGAAGUCACAGAAGAACUAGGUGAAAGAUGCCAAAGAAUUCAUGUUUUGCCGUAGAUUUCAGAUGUACGUCUGGUUGCAUUCUUUUUCUGCUUUUGUGCAACUUACCUUGUCGACCGAUCUCUGCUGAAUUAAUAAAUCAGUAUAAGAAUGUU